Molecule: messenger RNA, 1445 nt
Organism: Caenorhabditis auriculariae
Lineage: Eukaryota; Metazoa; Nematoda; Chromadorea; Rhabditida; Rhabditidae
Source: the annotation of a GenBank genome assembly
AUGGAUUUCGACAGCAAAAAGAAAGAGGAGGCGCACAAACAACGGAUACGGUAGACCAAAAAGGUCAGAAGGGACCAAUCAGCAGGUCUUCAGUUGGGAGCAGUGGAAGCGGGAACAGGCUGAGGCUGAACAUCGCGGUCUCGAGUUCAAGUCGUACUGGGAGCGGCGCCACGAGGAAGACCGCGAGCUAUGGCGACGAAAGGUCAUCUUCAGUAAUUAACCAUUUUUGCGUUUAAUGUUGAGUGGUGUUAAGGAGGAACUCUUUUUAAAGUAGAAUGAGAACCAAGUUUGUGUUCGUCUGACAGGUGAGAAUAAAAGAAAGAGCUCAUUUUCUUGGGACAGUCAUUCAGAAAACCGCAAACCCGCGUAUUCUCUCUGUGAUUGAAACUUUUUGGUUUUUUUCUAGUUUUAAAUUUUCGUGAAAAAUUCUCACAAAAGGAAAAACAGAGAUCACGCAAAAAAAUUUUUGAACUCUCAGCUCAAUUUUUUUGUUUAUAAAAUGAUUUGGUUGGAGUCUCGUCUGAAAGUAACGCAAAAAGCUCAAAAAAACCCGUUUCCAGUUUUUCUUUCUGAAUGAGAAUUUCGACGACACGACUCUCUCUGUGCAAACUUUCGAGUCAGGAAAUAAGUGUGUCUUUUAAAAUAUGAAUAUUUCUGCUUGACGGAAGUUAAAACACUUUACAAUAUUUUCCGGAACACAAUAUUUCAAUCGUCUCCAUAGUUCAAUUUUUUAGAAACACUCUCAAUUUUUGUAGAACGCUCCAUUAGAUGGAGGCAUAAAACUUGGCGAUAUUUCAAAGGCGGUGUGAACUUUCGGCGCCGCCGUUUGUCCUCGCCGUCUCAGACAGAUAACGACCAUAUGAGUUAUGAGAUUUCGCGUGUCUAGACGUUUUUAUGGAUCCUUUUUAUUCCUCCGAUGGGUGGUCGGCAUUUUCUCAACAUAUUUCAAACCAACUGACGCUAUGAACAUUUUUUUAAAUGUAGUCAGUUGUAGCCGUUUACGCUGAGACGCAAGUUAUGUAUAGAUUUAUGAACUCGAGCCAGUAAGGUACUGGAUGAAAAAUUUGCGUUGAAGGAUUUCGCUAAUGCUGUCGACAAAGUCAGCCGCGGAGGUUACAAAGGAAAGCAUGGAAACUACGAUAUUCCGGGUAAGUUGAAAAGUUUCAUCCCACUUUUCGCAGUAUCCAAAUAGGGGAACGAUUUUCAGAAGGGGCCAGAUCGGAACUCUUCGCUCUGUUCAUGCAGGUCACAGUCGGCGAUUACGGUAACCUAGUUGGGAGACACGACGGCAAAAGAUUUCAGACGGGAACGUGUCACUCUCUUGCUGCGAACUUUGGAAGAAGCUGCGUGGAACGCCGAGAAGUGACGCGACGCGGGAAUUCGUCAAGCUCACCAACAAGGUGCUCACCAAGUACGGCUGGAACCCGCCGCCAGGCUGGGUUUGA